AAGAACAAGGUUCUGCCACUUGGCACCCCCACAUUCAACCAAUACACAUGUCAAAAUUCUAGCCAGUCCACAUCAUCCUAUCCUAGGUGUAAUUUUGUGAGAUUUUUCAAUUUUUGUGUAUUAUUAAUUCUUUCAAAUAUGCUGAAAUUUGGGCGGCCAGAUUAUGUGGAUUCAAUUUUUGAAUUUGAAUUCCAUUUACUCAUCCCAAGAAACUCAUUACCCUGUCCUCUCACUAUCAACUUUUGGAUUCAUUAUUUCCCUGCACCUUAUUUCCUUUUUCCUUUCAGCCAAGAAACCCUAAAUUUGUUUUUAUUCGUUUACAUAUUCAAGUUCAACAACGCAUCACCAUUCCAUCUCUCCUUCUUUCCAGUAUUCUCCUCUCAUUUCCUUUCCGAGUCAAGUUUGUUUUGUUUAUCAGCGAUGGUGUUUUAUCGGAGCGUUUCGCUUCUUUCGAAGCUAAGAAAUCGUGUUCGGAAGACGGUGGACCAGUGGGCUUCUUCAAGAUUGGCUCAUACAAUGGAGAUAGUAUGAUUUUGGUCCUGG
Helianthus annuus (common sunflower) is the source of this 543-nucleotide messenger RNA. RefSeq lists its product as uncharacterized. The transcript has 4 exons. Lineage: Eukaryota; Viridiplantae; Streptophyta; Magnoliopsida; Asterales; Asteraceae. The record is from RefSeq and is a predicted model, not a curated record. Bases 139 to 531 code for a protein of 130 amino acids.